AUGGCGUCGACGUUGGGUCUGGUGUCGCGUCGUAAGCAAGCGAAACCACAACGUCAUCAGGAUUUGCCGAAGGGUGCUCCGCUACCGACGACGAUGGACGAAAUCGACGACACACAAAUGAUGGACGCAUGUCCGAUUGAUCUAUCCACAAAAAAAUUUGAUCAAGCGUUAUUCGGAGAGCAACGAACACGAUUGCUCGAAUCGUUAGCUAGCCUUACUACACCACAGAAUAUUCUGUCAUUAUGCGCACAGUUGGCGGCUAAUCGUGACACACCGAGGUCGGCGCCACUGGAAGCGUCCACCACCACCACCACCACCAUCAGCGCACCGCUGGAGACAACGUCCGCAUCCGCUGUGACGGUGAUUUCUCUGGAAUGUGCUGCAACGGGUUGCGAUUUGAAGUUCUCAUCGCGUGGUGCUUUACUAUGGCAUAUUAUGGAGAAGCAUUCAAACGAAAAACUGCUCCGUUGCAGUCAAUGCGGAAUGCGUUUCGGUGAUCGAGAUCAGAUCCGAGAACAUGAUUGUUCCACCUCUAUUCCACGACCAUCAUCAGCCGGCUGUAGUAGAUCUUCGGCAGCAAGUCCAGAUGCUGAUCGUGGUUCAGUGCCGGCCGUAGCCGGUCCAUCAUUUACCCUGGUCGAGAAAACUCGUACACCACCUCCGCCACCAGCAAUUUUUGGCCAAUUUUUUCCACAACGACCGCCAACUUUCCUGAAUUCCACUGCACCGACGGGACUUUUUCCACUCUCCGUACCGCCACACUUUCCCAUGCAAACACCGCCUCCACCACCACCAUUUUUCAUGCGAUCCCCUUUCGAGCCGCGCCCAGACAUUUUCGGUGCACGGCAUGAAAUGGGGAAUGAGGAUGACUGGGAAGCAUUGAUGGAGAUCUCAACAAGCGAUGAAGCGGAAAAGAUUCGGGCUCUUGUUGGCGACAAAGCGAUGCCAACGACCGAUCCUAACCAAUGUAUAUUGUGUAGAAGAGUGCUUUCCUGUAAAAGUGCACUACAAAUGCAUUACCGUACCCAUACCGGUGAACGUCCAUUCAAAUGUAAAAUCUGUCAACGUGCUUUUACAACGAAAGGAAAUUUAAAAACACAUAUGGGUGUUCAUCGGGCGAAGCACUCGUUUCGAGGGGUCCCAAUCGGUCUCGGUGGUCCGAUUGGGAACCCGAUGGGCGCUCCUCUCGGUAUGAAUGGAUUCCCUCCUGGCCUGCAACCGACUCAACAAUGCCCAAUUUGUCAGAAAAGGUUUAUAACCAGUGCACAACUGCAGAAUCAUAUCUCUGAGCACACUCAAGCACUUACUGGUCGACAUCUCCAACCACCAUCCGCUUCCACUCCGAAGCUGAUCCCACAAGCUCGACCGAGUCCCUUUGGCCCACCAUUCCCUCCUCUUUUCCCUUUUUUCAAUCCUGGUAUUCCCACUGAUGCUCCGGCUCCGUUUAAUUUGGCACAAUUACUUGGAAAUCAAUUAGAGACGACAAAGAAGGAUGAGGAGGUGAAGCAGGAGAUCAAGGAGGAACUUCGACAAGAGGAAGGUUUGAAGUUGUCCACCGGUCCCAUGACUCUGGAAUUGCCCAAAGUUGAAGUCCCAUCACUAUCACCUUCAGGAAGUAGUGAAGCAUCCGCUUCCACUGAGCAAAAUCAUGAGCACACCGACGGAUCAUCAAUGAGUCGAUCGGGCGAAUCGGAUGCGGACGAUCGUAAAACUCAUCUGCAACAAGAAGCGCCAACAAUAACGGCAAUGGAAAGACCGGCUGCACCAAGUACUCCUGGUCGACAAGUUGACAAUCCAUUGGAGGCAAUGCAAAAAAUGUGGGCUGAAACGGAACCACCACCACCGCGGCAGUUACCAGUUCUUUCAAAGCAUCAAUGUGCAGUGUGUUUUAAGCACUUCAGCUCCAGCUCAGCUCUUCAAAUUCAUAUGAGGACGCAUACAGGCGACAAACCAUUUAAAUGUGAGAUGUGUGGUCGUGCAUUCACCACACGUGGUAAUCUUAAAGUUCAUAUGGGGACCCAUAUGUGGCAACAAAGUCCCAGCAGACGAGGUCGCCGGAUAUUCGACGCUGGGAUGAGCGGCGAAGAAGGUGGUGGCCCGAGGCCAAUGUCGCUGCCGGCCACCCGGGCGCUUCCGAUGCCGCCUCCACUAGGAUUGUUCGCUCCGGGUUCAGUGCCUAAUAUGGAAAUGAUGAUGAUGUUAUGGCGAACUGUGUGCUCUGUUUGUCAAAAGGUGUGUGCAUCUCCCAGCGAAUUGGAGCAACAUCUUAAGGAUCAUCUAAACGGCUCAUUGUCGUUUCGGGAUAGUACCACACCACAAACGAUAUCGUCCGAUUAA
Necator americanus (New World hookworm) is the source of this 2337-nucleotide messenger RNA. RefSeq lists its product as uncharacterized. Gene Ontology annotation, biological process: regulation of transcription by RNA polymerase II. The coding region runs from base 1 to 2337 and encodes 778 amino acids. Lineage: Eukaryota; Metazoa; Nematoda; Chromadorea; Rhabditida; Ancylostomatidae. The record is from RefSeq and is a predicted model, not a curated record. The transcript is spliced from 17 exons. Gene Ontology annotation, cellular component: nucleus. Gene Ontology annotation, molecular function: DNA-binding transcription factor activity, RNA polymerase II-specific; RNA polymerase II cis-regulatory region sequence-specific DNA binding.